UAUUUAAAUGGUUUCUGAGAACCAGUGAGGACUCAGCUCUUCGGCAUUUGUCCAGUUACGCUCCACCAUCUUAACAGCUGCGGAACAUGCGCCUCGACUCGGUUUGCGUCUUUUUUUAGCCGCACACUUCCAACGGAGUUCAGCCUGCAGUAACUUCCUGCACCCCGGAGUCUACUGAUGACACUGACCGCCUCCUGAAGCCUGAUCCCGGGGACGACGCGCUGCCAUGGACCGAUCUGCCACAGUGGAGCACUAUAAGGCCGCCAUGCUGCUGAGCGGCGCUGGAGAUGCUCUGGGCUACAGGAACCAGCUGUGGGAGUACAAUUCGUCUGGACCAGCAAUUCACAAAGAGCUGCAGGAGCUCGGUGGUCUGAAGAAGAUCAAAGUUGAGCUCCCCAACUGGCCGGUGAGCGACGACACGGUUCUGCAUCUGGCAACGGCUGAAGGACUGGCGACUGGAAAGGGAGGAGAGGAUCUCCUGCAUGAGGUGGCAGCUCGGUACGUGGAGGGGAUGAAGGACAUGGAGGGGAGGAAACCGGGGCCUUCCAGCAUCCUAGGAGUUUCCCAGCUGAAGCCUGGACAGGAGGGAGGCUACAGAGUGAAAUAUAACCCCCAUGGAGCCGGCUGUGGUGCAGCCAUGAGGUCCAUGUGCAUCGGCCUGAGGUACCCGAAGCCUGACCAGCUGCAGUCGCUGGUGGCGGUUGCCGUGGAGACGAGCAGGAUGACCCACCCUCACCCGACUGGUUUCCUGGGAGGCGUGGCGUCGGCCCUCUUCGCCUCGUACGCCGUCCAGCGCAGGCCGAUCACGACUUGGGGUCUGGGCCUGAUCAACGAGGCCUGUCCAAUAGCAAAGAGCUUCGUCCAGAGUCAAGGCUACGCAGUGGAGGAGACGGAGAGGGACUGGAGCUACUUCUGUGACAAGUGGCAGUGGUACCUGGAUCUGCGGGGCCUCUCUAACGGGGUCGGCCCUGUGAUCUGGCCCUCUUCCUACGGCCCUGCUGAGCGAGACGAAGCCUACAAGAGCUUCAGUCUGGCGGGUUGGGGGGGACGCAGCGGCCACGACGCUCCAAUGAUCGCGCUGGACGCCCUGCUGGGAGCAGGUCCAGACUGGGAGGAGCUGAUGAGCAGAGGAGCUUUCCAUGGAGGCGACAGCGACAGCACCGCCGUGAUCGCCUGCUGCUGCUGGGGUCUCCUCUACGACACAAACGGGGUCCCUGAAGGCAACUACUCCAAUCUGGAGUACCGGGACCGACUGGAGCGCAGCGGCGAGCAGCUCUAUGCUCUGUCACACUGAGAUGGCUGCCACAGCCUGCUGCACUGACAGCAUUGUCCUAACAUGUUGCAGCGGGGAGAAACUAGGCCACACACUCUGACACGUUGACGUAGAACUAGCUGGUCCGCUCAGUAGUACAUCGAUCUCGAGCGCUGUCACCGAGCCGUAAAGCGUGGUGUCACAUUUGCCUGCAGGGGAGGCAAAGUGUCCUACUAACCCAAAGAGUCACAACAAGGACAGUGUGCCUCAUGGUGCCGUUAGUGAUGCUGGCGUAUAAAGAGGGGUCCCUCUAGUGACCGUUUUAAAUUAACAUGCAGGGUUCCACUGAGCAGAACGAAUCCACGCUAAUGACAAUGUGAAACAAAUACAAGAAGUCCCCUGGGAGGUAAUUACUUUGUUUUAUCAGCCUGACAUAAUAGCAAAUGCUAAGUGAGCUUCAGAUUAAGUGUGCUCUUGUUAUUGUCUAAUGAAAAAUAAAUUUCUGCGCCUCAUUA
Molecule: messenger RNA, 1767 nt
Organism: Acanthochromis polyacanthus (spiny chromis)
Lineage: Eukaryota; Metazoa; Chordata; Actinopteri; Pomacentridae
Product: ADP-ribosylhydrolase ARH1-like
Exons: 9
Coding region: 227-1294 (355 amino acids)
Biological process (GO): protein de-ADP-ribosylation
Molecular function (GO): magnesium ion binding; ADP-ribosylarginine-[protein] hydrolase activity
Source: RefSeq, a predicted model, not a curated record